Rubroshorea leprosula is the source of this 906-nucleotide messenger RNA. Lineage: Eukaryota; Viridiplantae; Streptophyta; Magnoliopsida; Malvales; Dipterocarpaceae. The record is from the annotation of a GenBank genome assembly.
CCCCCAAUUUUCCCCCAUUUGCAGAAACCCUAACGCCACCAAGCCCCAAAUUGUCUGUCAACAUUCCCCCCUGUUUCCUCCAUUUGCUUGCACCAGGAACACUAGUUGCUCAAAAUUCUUCUUUCUUUUCAAUCAUUUGAUCUUUCAAUACAGUCAAAAUAGGGCCUCUCUCCCUCCCUGGUUCUUCUUCUUUUUCCCUUCCCUUAGACCCCUCUGGUUCAAUUAAUCUUCUCUAAUUCCUGUUUCGAAUUUCUGGUCCUAUCAUCUUCCUUGUUUUUAUUCACCCAAUCACCGAACCCAACAUGUAUUCAAGCAAUUCCCAUCAACCAUCCUCUCAAUUUGGUUCUCCAUCUUCAUCUCCUCAUUAUGGCGAGUUUGUGGGUCUCUGCAAAUGUGGUCUUCGACAAGUUAAAAGAACUGCUAUGACUCGAUUCAACUAUGGACGCAGGUUUUGGGGAUGUCCAAAAUUUUCGAAGGAUGGUGAGGAAGCCGGCCAUACCUGUGGACUUUGAUUCUCGAGCUAAGUUUUGGAUAACAUAUUGCUGGGAUAAAGAGCAAGCACUGUUGAAUGAGAUUUCACAACUGAAAAAGGAGAACCUGGACCUGCAUAGAGAGAUUGAUGGUUUGAAGAAUUUGAACUGUGAAAUGGAAAACAAAGUUAGUGGGAUUGAGACAGUUGCUUCAAGUUAUUUGAAGCUGAAAAAGUGUUUAAUUUGUUGUAUCUUCAUAAUUGCUUUUUUGGCCAUUAAAUUUGCAGGGUAAUUGGUCAUAGUCUGCUUUUGUAAUAGGUGAUGAGCAAGUGUAAUAUGAUGUGGUGCGGACUGCUUUUGUAAUUAUAGGACUACUUGUUGUAAAUAUGACUCCUAUUGUAAUUGAUUAGCUUAUGAAUGAAAUAUGACUUUUCUG